Molecule: messenger RNA, 702 nt
Organism: Sinocyclocheilus rhinocerous
Lineage: Eukaryota; Metazoa; Chordata; Actinopteri; Cypriniformes; Cyprinidae
Product: OCIA domain-containing protein 1-like
Exons: 9
Coding region: 1-702 (233 amino acids)
Cellular component (GO): endosome
Source: RefSeq, a predicted model, not a curated record
AUGUACCAGCAGUCUCCAGCCGACCCUGAACGGCCAGGAAAUACAGGUCCCACAGGAAUUGACUACAUCCCCACAGAGGAGGAGAGGAGGGUGUUCAGGGAGUGCAACCAGGAAAGCUUCUGGUACAGAUCUCUUCCUAUAUCUGUCAUCAGCAUGGGCUUCACUCAGUUCCUUAUCUCUAGAGGUGCUCUUACAGCCUCCGGUAGAUUUGUAUCUUUGCCCAAAGUAGCUUUUGCUGGUGUUUUUGGGUACCUCGGAGGGAAGAUGUCAUACAUGAAGACAUGCCAGGAGAAAUUUAAAGGGAGCUUGGAGAGUUCGCCACUGGGGGAGGCACUGAGACAGAGACAGCACCACCAACCACCAGUGUUUACCCAUAAACACCCGGAACUGAGUGAUCCAAACAAAGCCAACUUUGAGCCAGCCUUUCAACUUGAUGAUCAGAGGAAUCAGUCCUUCUCCUAUUCGAGUGAUUUCACUUACAUGUCCUCAGCAACUCACUCUGACACCCAAAUUACAGAACCAACUUACAUUGAGGAGGAUGUACAGAAGAAACACAUUCUGUACGAGGAGCUGCGGAGUAAGAACAGGGAAAACUAUGAAGGUACGACUCCCAAACCAAAGACACUGUUGAAACCUUCGGCCGAGACCAACCCAGCCAAGAGAGGGAAGAAGAAUAUAUUUGGAGACACAUGGGAGGAGUGA